CCUGCAUGAGAAAAUUGGCACCGGUUAACCGGCGGUUCCUUCAGAUCCACAGCGGCCGAAUAGGUGCCGUGGCGGUCCGGGUGCCAAGAGUCUCCUUGAAAGGCACUGGCUUGGCACACUGGACCAACGUCACAGGGCUCAGAUCAAAAAUCCUACCGGCUGCACGCCGAGGGGGCGGGGGCAGGAUAGCGGGAUGCGUCUUCCUAAUGGGAAGUGGACUCGGAAUAUACCAGACAAUGAAGUUCUACUUUCAGCAACAUCGUGCCGAAGAAGAUUUCAGUCAUAUGUUUGAUACCGAGCUGAAGUUGACGCUCUAUCAGUACAAGACCUGCCCGUUCUGCAGCAAGGUGCGCGCUUUUCUCGACUACCAUGGGCUGCCUUACGAAAUCGUGGAGGUCAAUCCGGUCUUGCGCCAGGAGAUCGAGUGGUCUACGUACAAAAAAGUGCCGAUCUUGGUGGUAGACGGGACACAGUCGGUGCAAUUGAACGACUCAUCUGUAAUUAUCAGUACUUUGAAGACAUACUUAAUCAACAAAGACAAAUCGAUCCAACAGACCGUCAUGUAUUAUCCAGAGUACAAAACAACUAAUGCACGAGGGAAGGAAGUGACGGAAUACAGCAACAAGUACUGGGUAAUGCUGAACGAGAUCGAGAUAGAGGACGUUUACCCGUGCAAGACCACUAGGAGAGAGGAGGUAAAAUGGCGGCAGUGGGCGGAUGACUGGCUAGUGCACCUGAUCUCCCCAAAUGUGUAUCGGACCCCUACCGAAGCCCUGGCCUCUUUUGACUACAUUGUGCGGGAAGGCAAGUUUGGCCCAGUUGAGGGUGUCUUCGCCAAGUACGUGGGUGCUGCUGCCAUGUAUGUCAUCUCAAAGUUGCUGAAAUUCAGACACGGACUUCAGGAUGACGUGAGGCAGGACCUGUACAGGGCUGUGAAUGAGUGGGUGUCAGCUAUCGGCAGGAAGAGGAAGUUUAUGGGUGGCCAACAGCCCAACCUCGCUGAUCUGGCUGUGUAUGGGGUCCUGAGAGUGAUGGAAGGGCUGAAGGCCUUUGAUGACAUGAUGGAGAACACCAGAGUGAAGAACUGGUACAAGCGAAUGGAAAGGGCCAUCCAGGAGCAACGGGGGCAGAGCUAGUCCUGACAACAUGAAUGUGGAAACACAAAGAGGCCAAUCGUAUACAUCUUCCAUCCCUUCUACGCAAUACACUGAAUCAAUCAGCACUCACACCCCAAGGUGACGUUUGUUUUGAGCAGCCGCAUAAUUUUAUAUGUGGAGCUGCAGUGUUCUACUGUUUAUUUUAUUUUUUUUGGCAAGAAGCCUGGU
Megalops cyprinoides (Indo-Pacific tarpon) is the source of this 1325-nucleotide messenger RNA. RefSeq names its product prostaglandin E synthase 2-like. Gene Ontology annotation, molecular function: prostaglandin-E synthase activity. The coding region runs from base 6 to 1136 and encodes 376 amino acids. Gene Ontology annotation, cellular component: mitochondrion. The record is from RefSeq and is a predicted model, not a curated record. The transcript is spliced from 7 exons. NCBI's taxonomy places the organism in Eukaryota, Metazoa, Chordata, Actinopteri, Elopiformes, Megalopidae.